This is a messenger RNA of Gorilla gorilla gorilla (western lowland gorilla), 2288 nucleotides long. It is a transcript of the gene SKIC8, whose product is annotated as SKI8 subunit of superkiller complex. The transcript is spliced from 10 exons. The record is from RefSeq and is a predicted model, not a curated record. The coding region runs from base 195 to 1004 and encodes 269 amino acids. Lineage: Eukaryota; Metazoa; Chordata; Mammalia; Primates; Hominidae. Gene Ontology annotation, molecular function: protein binding. Gene Ontology annotation, cellular component: Cdc73/Paf1 complex.
CCCUGCGCCCGGCAUAGCGACUGCAAGGGGCGCUGCGGAGUGCUCCGAGCCGUGAGGGCGGGGCCGGCGCGAUGCCCCGCCCCUUCGAUAGCUCAUCUUUGCGCGUCACAGUCGCGCGGAGCCCGGCUUCCGACGUGCAGCCUGGCGGUGCAGUGAGCUGUCUGGCCUUUUGUCCUUGAUCCUUGGUUAAGGAAAUGACCAACCAGUACGGUAUUCUCUUCAAACAAGAGCAAGCCCAUGAUGAUGCCAUUUGGUCAGUUGCUUGGGGGACAAACAAGAAGGAAAACUCUGAGACAGUGGUCACAGGCUCCCUAGAUGACCUGGUGAAGGUCUGGAAAUGGCGUGAUGAGAGGCUGGACCUACAGUGGAGUCUGGAGGGACAUCAGCUGGGAGUGGUGUCUGUGGACAUCAGCCACACCCUGCCCAUUGCUGCAUCCAGCUCUCUUGAUGCUCAUAUUCGUCUUUGGGACUUGGAAAAUGGCAAACAGAUAAAGUCCAUAGAUGCAGGACCUGUGGAUGCCUGGACUUUGGCCUUUUCUCCUGAUUCCCAGUAUCUGGCCACAGGAACUCAUGUCGGAAAAGUGAACAUUUUUGGUGUGGAAAGUGGGAAAAAGGAAUAUUCUUUGGACACGAGAGGAAAAUUCAUUCUUAGUAUUGCAUAUAGUCCUGAUGGGAAAUACCUAGCCAGUGGAGCCAUAGAUGGAAUCAUCAAUAUUUUUGAUAUUGCAACUGGAAAACUUCUGCAUACCCUGGAAGGCCAUGCCAUGCCCAUUCGCUCCUUGACCUUUUCCCCGGACUCCCAGCUCCUUGUCACUGCUUCAGAUGAUGGCUACAUCAAGAUCUAUGAUGUGUGUCGCUUCUUGCUGCUCUCAAGCCCUACUCCCCAUGCUUCUGCUUCUAGCUUGCUGGGAGCUGGGAAACUGACCAAGCAUGGAAAACUACAGGAUAUAUUUACUGGAUUGGAAAGCCACAGAAUCAUCAGGGAAUACUUGGAGGACAGCUAAAAUGGAAAAAGGCCUUAAAAUGAUGGCAUCAGGCAAAAUGAAUAGCAGGAGAAGGUGCUGUAUUUGGGGGAAUCUGAUGCAGCAGAUGGGGAAAUGUGGAGAAAGGGAACAUGCAGCCACAAACACUUACACAAGCCCUUAUGGCCAAUGAGCAUCAGAAGCGACCAGGAAGACACUCCAAAAGAUUCUAGAGGAAUGGCUUGAGAAUGUCAGGAGAUGGCAACUAACCCAAACCAAGGCCAGGUAAGACUUUCAGAGCAUUAGAAAACCUCAUAAAGAGGCUGUCUGUGAUCUCAAGGAAGUAAACCUCAGCAAGAACACUUUGGCAGGUGACAUGGAAUGGAAAUAAGGCCAGGAAGGGUGAAGAGAAGAUGACAGGGAAACAAGAGGAAUUCAUGGCACACCCAAUACAUGUUGUGAUACAGCUCACUUCCCUGACAUCUAGUCUGUGUAUCCCACGAUUAGCACCCAGACAGCAUUUCCAGCCCGUGUGGAGCACCAGCUCUGCGCAGCCUCACCUUUUUCAACAUGUACCUCAAUAAUCUUCUUCUCACGGAUCACCUUGGCACCGCUGCAGCUCUCGCAGCGGUCCUUGGGGUUGAUGCGCUCACCCUGGCCCUUGCACUCAAUGCACACGGUCUGGAUCUGCUGCACCAUGCCCGGCCCGAUCUGCUGGAUGUGGAUCUGCAUCCCCCGCCCCUUGCACAGCGGGCACUUCUCCACCGAUCCCUUCUUCCCACCAACACCUGCAGGGUCAGGGGAGGCAGGAAUGAGGGCCAUGCUCUUCCCUUACCAGUGUCCCUGCUGGGCGCCAUGGCAGAAGGGUAGGGAACCCCCACAUUGGACAAUGGGCUUAGAAUUCUAUUUACAAUCAUAAAAAAACAAUGCAGAAGAGUCUGGAGGAGUCCAGCCAAGCAGACAACAUCCAGAUGUUAACAUCUGACCUCAAACAUUUGUGAUUUUGGCUGCACCAAUCCAAAUUUAUUACUUUAGCUUCAUCAAAUGUGUUUUCUUCCACCCCCGGUGGAACUCGCAUAGGCCCACAGAUGAAUGAGGAGGCUGGGGCUGUGGAGAUCUAGACAACACAAGCUCUGUCAAUCAUGGCAGCUACCCAGCUCAGCCACUUCUCUUUGUGGGACAAUGUGAGGCUGGGGUCACCAGACAUGGCUUUUCUUGAAAACUCAGGUUUUUUAAAAAUUACAAUAAUUAUAUAUACAUUUAAGUCAGGGGCCAAGAAACCAUGGCCAGACUGCUUGGUUUUGUAAAUAAAGCUUUACUGGAACA